This is a messenger RNA of Penicillium manginii, 2595 nucleotides long. RefSeq names its product RFX family transcription factor. The record is from RefSeq and is a predicted model, not a curated record. Gene Ontology annotation, molecular function: RNA polymerase II cis-regulatory region sequence-specific DNA binding; DNA-binding transcription factor activity, RNA polymerase II-specific. Bases 1 to 2595 code for a protein of 864 amino acids. The transcript has 2 exons. NCBI's taxonomy places the organism in Eukaryota, Fungi, Ascomycota, Eurotiomycetes, Eurotiales, Aspergillaceae. Gene Ontology annotation, biological process: regulation of transcription by RNA polymerase II.
AUGCCUCCCGAUUUAGUCCGCGCUCCGUCGCAAGGUAGCGUCGUCUCCCAGACCACUCAACACAUGGGUCCGCUCAGUCGCCCUGGCACGGCCGAUCACCUUCGCGGUCGUUCCGAGACCCUCUCCCGCGCUGGUCGUCGCCCUCGCUCUCGUGGUUCCACCGCCAGCAUCCAUUCGAGUACCACCCAGCAAACACAGGACCAACUCGAUGCCUUUCCCCAAUUCAUGCCUUCCCAGGUCGCUGGCGCCCAGCACGUCUUUGCCAACAACCCCGAAGAUAUGAUCAUGCGCUUUGGUCAUCAACUGGUCCACCAACAACAAAAUGGCGCGUCCUUGGAGCAUGCCCACCGCGAUCAUUCAGUGGCUUCGCAGGCGGAGGAAUAUGCAGGUCACGCUAUGCACAGUCAUAAUCUCUCUCAUCACGCCCUCCCACAACACAUGGGCCACAAUGGCAUGUCCACCGUCCCUGUACCGCAAUAUCAACCCAUCUAUGACAGCGGUAUUGAGAACCACCUCCCCGAUACAACAUUGGAAGAGCAGGAGGCCUCGGAGGCUGGUGGAAAGAAGAAACGCGGCUCCAGCUCCACACUGGCCAACGAUAAUGAGCUGCGGAAGCUGCUCCGUCAAUACGAAGGAUAUUCAUUGAAGCAGAUGGCCGCCGAGGUCAUGAAGCAUGAAGGUGCCGGAGGCAAAGCAGAGAAGGUGAAGCAGGUAUUCGCCAUGAUCUGGCUGCGCGAAAAUUGCCGCAAGAGUAAUGGCUCUGUGCGCCGGGACCGUGUCUAUUGUUGCUAUGCGGAGAACUGUGGCACCGAGCGAGUCUCCGUCCUGAACCCCGCCUCCUUUGGAAAAUUGGUUCGAAUCAUCUUCCCCAAUGUGCAGACGCGUCGAUUGGGUGUCCGUGGCGAGUCCAAGUAUCACUAUGUCGAUCUCUCGGUCAUUGAGGAGAAACAAGUCAAGCAUGUACCCCAGCAGGUUGCCACCAACUCACACCUCCCCGCGGGGAUGCCGGACCGCCCAAACAGCGCAAUGCGUUCGCGGCGAUUUGACGAACCCUCCCCAGCCCCAUCAGCGCAUUCCAAUGGACGCUUCGGAGUAAGCAUUCCACCGCCCACCGCAGACACCGCCGUCUUCCCUUCUCCGACCACCUCGUUCCCGCCGCGAUUCUCCAACAGUACCCCGACCAAUGGCUGCGGAUGUGAGGGCCAACAUAAUGUUGGUGCCGAUGCCGCCAUCACCACGGAGAAUGUCGCUCAGCAAGCCGGGAAAAUGAUCCACCAAAUGCUCCAAUUCCCCAACGAAGAAAGCCCCUCGAUGGAUAAUGACUCUCUUAUCCUCCCCGACAUUCGUCCCUACCUCCCCCACAACACCGAUCUCAAGGUUGCCGACGCGUUGGCAGCUCUCUAUCGAUCGCACUGCAUUUCCGUCAUUGACAGCUUUCGAUUUUGCAAAGAGCGUAAUCUUUUGAAAUAUUUCUCCGCCUUCCACGGGACUCUGACCGUUCCUGUACAAAAAUUGUUGACUCACCCUAAUAUGGCUCCCUGGAUCAAGGAGUGCGAUUGGCUGAUGUAUCAAAAAAUGAUUGCUUUUGUCGCUCCUCUCACCACUCAGGUGGUUCCCAAGGUUGUCAUGGAUGCCUUUGGAUCCAUCUCAAAACGCCUCUGCGGUCACAUUACCGAGACCUUCAAGGCUCAACCGACCCAUGUGUCGGUGGCCCGUCUCAUUCCCGCCCACAUCUUCUGCAACCUCCUCAAACACAUGCUGGAUGUCAACCAAGCCGCUAAUGCUGCUGCUGCCUGGCUGUGCCACCCGGAUAAUCGUAACCAGAUGUGGUAUGACUUCAAAACAUUAGUUCACCCGACCGAGAUGAUCACCAGGGCCGACAUUCCAAGCUGCGCGUCGAGGGCAGCGGAGCAGAUCCUGAAGCAUGAUGUGCGGGCCCUGCUCACACCCGUCACAGAUAGCAACCAGUCUGCGGGCCUGCCCUUCUUCCAACAACCCGACCAACCUGCUGAUAUUGAGGCUCACCUCUUCCCCGUGGACACAGCUACCGGCGAGGACUAUAACUUCCCAGAUAACUGGGUCUCCUUUAUCCUCAAUCUCCCCGCGGCCUUUGCCAACCACCGAGCAGGAUGCAUCAUUCAAAAGGUCGACGCUCUGUGGGACAGCAUUCUGCAUCGUCUGACUCUCGGCGGCGCCGCUAGCUUCAGCGCGUGGUGGAUGACCAAGGUGUUCUUCCACGAGAUGAUGGUGUGGCAAGCAGAGAAAGGGGGAUUCAUGACCAGCACCCCAAACUCCCUCCAGAACGCGGUUUUUGGGGAACCCGCGGGGAUGGGGGGCAUGAAGCAGAACUCCAGUCAGACUUCUUUUGAUCCCAAAAAUCACCCGCGGCAAUCCAUGAGCCACGAGGGCUCGGCGGACACGCCCAACACUGAAGCGGAUGCUAAGCACAUCCCCGAGAAAGAGCUGGUUCUCCCAAACAACGAUGACAGCGCGAUUGAUCUGGAAGAUGAUCCCAUGAUGAUCGCGGUGGGCAAAUACAACGACAUGAUGGCAUCUGAUCCCGCCGAUGCGGAGGGUGAUGUAGUCGUCAUCUAG